AUGUCUGGCACAUUCACAAACUUAAAUAUCGAGAGCGGUUAUUUUAAUGAUGAAUUAAAAGAAGAAAAUAACGAGGCCAAUUUUAUGCAUACAAAUAUUAGUAUGUUAAUAAGAGCAUAUAAAAGAGAUAGAAAUAAACUAACCAUUUGGAAUAAAAAAUUAAAUCUUAUUAAAAUAGUUGGAUUUGUAUUAAGUAUUGAAGAAAAAAAAGAAUUUAUAAUUUAUACAAUUGAUGAUACUACAGGAUAUAUAAAAGCAAAAUAUCUUUUAACAUAUUCUUUUAAUUCCUCACAUGAAAAAAAAAAUGAUAUAAAAAUAAAUGAUAUAAUACAAAUAUUUGGGGUUUGCAAUACUAUUAGUAUAAAUGAGGAUUUAAGUAUAUCCAUAAGUUCUAUUAAUAAAUUGAAUUCAUUCAAUUAUUUAUGUCACCAUCAUUUGUUAGUAUUUCAUAAUUAUUUAAAAUAUUUAGAAGAUAAAAAAAAUAUAAAAGAAGACGAAAAAGUACAAUAUGACGAAGAUGAAAAUAGCAACACACAAAAUAAUGCCAACCCAUUCUUUAACUCAUUUUUCUAUUAA
Molecule: messenger RNA, 576 nt
Organism: Plasmodium yoelii
Lineage: Eukaryota; Apicomplexa; Aconoidasida; Haemosporida; Plasmodiidae
Product: nucleic acid binding protein, putative
Exons: 1
Coding region: 1-576 (191 amino acids)
Biological process (GO): DNA replication; double-strand break repair via homologous recombination; nucleotide-excision repair
Cellular component (GO): site of double-strand break; DNA replication factor A complex; chromosome, telomeric region
Source: RefSeq, a predicted model, not a curated record